Messenger RNA from Daldinia vernicosa, 2281 nucleotides. Its product is annotated as RabGAP/TBC. Bases 160 to 1941 code for a protein of 593 amino acids. The transcript has 7 exons. Gene Ontology annotation, molecular function: GTPase activator activity. NCBI's taxonomy places the organism in Eukaryota, Fungi, Ascomycota, Sordariomycetes, Xylariales, Hypoxylaceae. Gene Ontology annotation, biological process: activation of GTPase activity. The record is from RefSeq and is a predicted model, not a curated record. Gene Ontology annotation, cellular component: Golgi apparatus.
CCUGGACCUAUACUCGCCUUUUAUGAUGUUAGUACCUAUGAUACUCUCAGCCUUUUAAUUGUUUUACUACCUGAACCUUUCUUAAAAUCCAAACUGGGUGAAUUACACCCUCCUAACAACAAUGCGGCUGUGAUUUAUUCCAGAAUAAAUUCCGUUGCUAUGUUUUCAUCCUCGGGAAGCGGCAAGAAGCCGCCGUCCCAACAGGAAAUGAUUCAAGUCGACAGGUCAGAGUCGACCUCGCCGUUUUGGCGUGUCCAGAGAGAAGGCGCCGCAAAGAAGACAGGCCGGGACCCUAAUAUAGUAGUAGGAGCUUCUUAUUCACAUGCCGACAUGCUUAAAUUCGAUAAUUUGAAUCUCUCUGGCUCCUCCUCCCGACCGAGAUCUCCUCCAACUUCUUCGCCACAGAGAACUCGAACGAGCGAUGUUAGCUCGCCGCCACCAAAGCAUUCGUCUGGUCUAUCAUCGCCCCCACUGAAGUCUUAUUUUAGCUUCUUGUCGAAUACAAAUCAAGAUUGGGAUGUUGGAGACCCCGAAGUACCAAACGGAGAAGAUAUGCUUGGAUACGAAGAUGACGAUGGGGAUGACUUUGGCCUCCCAAGCUUGUCCAACAUGCAGCGACGGAGUCGACGAGCCGCAGCAGCUCAGACUGGUAGCUCUUCGCACGUCCAAUCAACACCUCUAGACGCGGCACUUAGCUUUUCGCAAAGACGUUAUUCAAAUAGUGCCGACAUAGCCAUAGAACGACCAACACCUACGUAUCCAAUGCCCAAGAAAAGCGAAGGGAAGAUUCUCAGACCACAAUAUAAAGAUAUUCUAAAAGACCCGGCCAAUGCUCUACAUCUUAUCGAUCACCCCACAGCCCCAGCCAAUGCGACACCCAAGGAAACAGACGCAAUUAAUUCUCGUAUAACAAAGAUCAACAAGUUCAAAAAGAUUCUUCAGGCCAGCACUAUACCGUUAACGGACCUUAGAGCUUUAGCAUGGGGUGGUGUUCCUGAAGAAGUCCGAGCUAUGACAUGGCAACUCUUGCUGAGCUAUUUGCCAACUAGUAGCGAAAGACGCGUUGCGACACUGGAACGGAAGCGGAAAGAAUACCUUGACGGAGUACGUCAAGCUUUCGAACGGGGCGGUACUAAUCCUGCUUCUAGUGGCCGGUCUAGAGGUCUUGAUGAAGUAAUAUGGCAUCAGAUUAGUAUUGAUGUUCCCAGGACGAACCCCCACAUCGAACUCUACAGUUAUGAGGCGACACAACGAUCGCUAGAACGGAUACUAUACCUCUGGGCAAUUCGCCAUCCCGCAAGCGGCUACGUACAGGGUAUUAACGACCUGGUAACUCCUUUCUGGCAGGUUUUCCUGGGCACUUACAUUACGGAUUGUAAUAUCGAAAGCGGCAUGGACCCGGGGCAAUUGCCCAAAGCAGUUCUCGAUGCGGUGGAAGCCGACUCUUUUUGGUGUCUAACGAAAUUACUCGACGGAAUCCAGGACCAUUAUAUCGUUGCCCAGCCUGGCAUUCAAAGACAAGUUGCUGCGCUUCGGGAUCUUACCGCUAGGAUCGAUGAAGGACUCGCAAAGCACCUUGAAAACGAGAACGUCGAGUUUAUUCAAUUUAGUUUCCGCUGGAUGAAUUGUCUCCUCAUGAGGGAGAUCAGCGUACGGAAUACUAUUCGGAUGUGGGAUACAUAUCUGGCCGAAGAACAAGGCUUCUCCGAAUUUCAUUUAUACGUGUGUGCGGCAUUCCUAGUGAAAUGGUCGUCCAAACUAGUAAAAAUGGAUUUCCAGGAAAUAAUGAUGUUCCUACAGGCAUUGCCCACUCGGGACUGGACCGAGAAAGACAUAGAACUUUUGCUUAGCGAAGCUUACAUUUGGCAAAGCCUAUUCAAAAAUUCCGCUGCUCACUUAAGGGGAGGUCCGAGUCGAGCCCCGACUAAUCUACAAUUAUAGUAGAACAAGCAGCCUCGCUGUAUAUAAGAACACGGAUCGUCACUAUAACUGGUCACUUUAUUAUUGGGCCCUCUAAGACUAAGGAGAGCGUUUAUCCGCCUCUCAAUAAUCACGUUUUGAUUGGGUAUAAGGCCCAAUAUUGACCGAUACUAAAGCUUGGCCGCUAGAAACAAAUACGAUUCGGGACAGUCCAUAACAUCCGUGGCUCCAAUGGGAGAAGUUACGGGUCGCUCGAAACACUUGGGGUCAACAGUAUAUCCGUGUUUGUGUUGAAAGGCCAACUUGUGGUAGUUAAGUGUUGGAGUGCUCUACUAGAGAACCCCGGUCCUCGACCUGCUCC